Molecule: messenger RNA, 866 nt
Organism: Eutrema salsugineum
Lineage: Eukaryota; Viridiplantae; Streptophyta; Magnoliopsida; Brassicales; Brassicaceae
Exons: 5
Coding region: 113-691 (192 amino acids)
Source: RefSeq, a predicted model, not a curated record
CGCGUGAAAUAUCAACCACCCAUCUCUCUCUAAUCUCUUCGUCCCAUUUCUGUUUCAUUUUUCUUUGUUUUCACAUUUAAACCACAUUCCUGCUUCUGGGUUACACACAGAAAUGGCUUCUCUACCGUACGGAGUCUCGAAUCUAUGCAGAAGCCAAGAGGUUCCAUCUGCAGCUCUACAAAUUCGUCCGAUUCGGCGUCAAAUACCAGGAGGAUUCAGAGCUGCGAAGAAAUUUUCAUAUAGAUUCGAGGGACAUGGAUUGUCAUCAUCAGUAGAAAGGAGGGAUAAGAAACAAAGAAUGAGAUGUACAGUGAGCUCAAACUCUACUGAAACUGAAGAGGAUUCUGCCACAAAGACCAAGAAGACGCCGUUUGGAUACUCGAGGAAGGAUGUUCUGUUGAUUGGAGUGGGAGUGACCGCACUUGGAAUCGGGCUAGAGAGUGGACUUGAGUAUGUGGGAGUAGAUCCGUUGCAAGCAGGUAAUGCUGUACAGCUGAUACUGGUUUUAGGCUUGACAUUGGGUUGGAUAUCGACUUACAUCUUUAGAGUCGGUAACAAGGAGAUGACUUAUGCUCAGCAACUUCGUGACUACGAGUCCCAAGUCAUGCAGAAACGGUUGGAGAGCUUAUCGGAGGCGGAGUUAGAGGCUUUGAUGGAACAGGUUGAUGAAGAGAAGAGACAGGUUGAGUAGAUUCUCCUCCAUUGUUCCAUCACCUGCAAAAUUAGUAAAAGAAGAAUCACAGCACAGGUUUUCUAAGUAGUAGUUUUUUCAGAAAAUAUUUUGAUUUUCUUUCUUGUUCCUCAUGUGGGUUGUAUGAUUCACAAAAAAAUACAAAUCAAAGAAUAUGUUGAAACGGUUGAAGGAA